Pseudonaja textilis is the source of this 1261-nucleotide messenger RNA. It is a transcript of the gene GRPR, whose product is annotated as gastrin releasing peptide receptor. The record is from RefSeq and is a predicted model, not a curated record. Gene Ontology annotation, biological process: G protein-coupled receptor signaling pathway. NCBI's taxonomy places the organism in Eukaryota, Metazoa, Chordata, Lepidosauria, Squamata, Elapidae. Gene Ontology annotation, molecular function: neuropeptide receptor activity. Gene Ontology annotation, cellular component: plasma membrane.
AUCCCAAGAAUGGCUGAGGACUGCAUUUUUCUAGAUACAGAACUCAGUGACUUUAUUCUUUGCAAUGUCUCUACUGAUCAACAUACAAAUUUCUCUUUCCCUGGUGAGGACUUGUUUUAUUACAGAUUCCUAUAUGCAAUUCCAGCUAUUUAUGGGAUCAUCAUUUUGAUUGGGCUUAUUGGCAAUAUCACCCUGAUUAAAAUCUUUUGUACAGUAAAGUCCAUGAGAAAUGUCCCUAAUUUGUUCAUUUCCAGUCUGGCUUUUGGGGACUUGCUUCUUUUGAUCACCUGUGUUCCUGUGGAUGCCAGCAGAUAUUUGUCUCCUGAAUGGCUUUUUGGUCGGGUUGGAUGUAAACUUAUUCCUUUUAUCCAGCUUACUUCAGUGGGGGUGUCAGUCUUCACCCUCAUGGCUCUUUCUGCAGAUAGGUAUAAAGCCAUAGUGAGACCAAUGGACAUCCAAGCUUCACAUGCCCUGCUGAAGAUUUGUUUGAAAGCUGCUACAAUCUGGAUUUUCUCCAUGCUGCUUGCCAUUCCAGAGGCUGUGUUUUCAGACUUGCGUCGUUUCUAUGACAAGGGCACUAAUAAAACAUUUAUUAGUUGCACACCUUAUCCACUUACCAAUGAACUGCAUCCGAAAAUUCAGUCCAUGGCUUCCUUUCUCAUCUUUUACAUAAUCCCCCUGUCUGUUAUUUCAGUAUAUUAUUAUUUCAUCGCAAAAAAUCUGAUUCGGAGUGCUUACAAUCUGCCAGUGGAAGGAACUAUUCAGGUUAGAAAGCAGAUGGAAUCUCGGAAACGCCUCGCCAAGACAGUGCUAGUUUUUGUCUGCAUCUUUGCUUUCUGUUGGCUCCCUAACCAUAUCAUCUACUUAUAUCGGUCAUACCAUUAUUCAGAAGUGGAUACAUCUGUCCUGCACUUCAUCACUUCUCUUUGUGCUCGAAUAUUGGCAUUUAUUAACUCUUGCAUAAACCCUUUUGCCUUGUACUUGCUCAGCAAAACUUUUCGGAAACAGUUUAAUCACCAGUUAUCUUGUUAUAAAACCCGUCUUCUCAUUCGAUCCCAGAGUACAGCCAGAAGUACUACUAGGAUGACAUCUUUCAAGAGCACCAAUCAGCAGUCCAUGAUCACCUUCAGCUUUAUUAAUGGCAACCACAACUGCCAUGAAGAAAAUGCACAGUAUGCAUGAAAUUAAUAGUCACUGCAAGAGCUAACUAACCAUUGCUGCUUAUUUGUAUGUAGUCAGCAACAAAUGUACAGACUGGUAU